Molecule: messenger RNA, 1584 nt
Organism: Aphis gossypii (cotton aphid)
Lineage: Eukaryota; Metazoa; Arthropoda; Insecta; Hemiptera; Aphididae
Gene: pch2
Product: pachytene checkpoint protein 2 homolog
Exons: 8
Coding region: 165-1445 (426 amino acids)
Biological process (GO): meiotic recombination checkpoint signaling; reciprocal meiotic recombination
Cellular component (GO): nucleus; chromosome
Molecular function (GO): ATP binding; ATP hydrolysis activity
Source: RefSeq, a predicted model, not a curated record
CAAUUAUAUUAGGUAUACACAAUUUAACACAGUAUACACGUUUGUCGUUAUAUAAGAGAAUAUUUCUGAAUAUCUGAAGUCUGAAAUAGACAUUAGGGAAUAACAGACUUACUACAACCUAUUACCUAACUUAAGAAUAAAAUAAUUUAUUUUUCUAAUUAACUAUGAAGAAUGUUUUGCACGUGGAAGUGCUUUUACAACCCGAGAAAGCUAUUGAAAUUCCUGAAUUAGAAAAAGCCAUCAGACUUGAACUAAAAAACAUUGAACCGAUAAUCCCAGAGUCAAUACAUACUACAUUUGUUACUGAUGGAUUAUCUGAUUAUGUAAAAAGCAUACAAAUUUGUGAAAUUGAAAAUUUACAUGAUAGUGAAAAUAUUGAACAAGUGGUAAUAGAGGCAGGAGUUGAAUCAUUAGACUUAGAUUCAUACUUAAUUAAAAUCUAUUUCUACAAAUUAGAUGAUAGUGGUUUAGUAGAUGAUGCCACAUCCGAUGAAGCUACAUGCAAAAUGAGACGUUGCAUAUUACCCAAUGUAGAUUUUUGCGGUAUUUGGGAGUCAUUGGUGUUUCAGGAACCAGUUAAAGAAAUUCUUUUAAACUAUGCUCAGACAGGGAUGAAUUUUGCACGUCAUAAUGUUAAUACUAAUAUUAUUAGCUAUAAUAGAUUAAUCCUAUUACAUGGUCCACCUGGUACUGGUAAGACAUCUAUUUGCAAGGCCCUUGCCCAAAAAUUAUCAAUACGAUUAGGCCAACAGUACAAUUUUUUUGAAUUUAUUGAAAUAAAUAGUCACAAUUUAUUGUCCAAAUAUUUCUCUGAAAGCGGAUCAUUGGUAAUGUCUAUGUUCCAACAAAUAAAAAGUGUUUUGGAGUAUGGUGAUUCAUUGGUAUUUAUAUUAAUUGAUGAAGUAGAGAGUUUAACGCGAGCUCGAGAUGCAGUGUUGUCUGGUACUGAACCAUCUGACUCAAUACGAGUUGUAAAUGCUGUACUCACACAACUUGAUAAUUUAAGAAAGUAUCCAAAUGUUAUAUUUUUAACAACAUCAAAUGUAACAGAAGCCAUUGAUACUGCAUUUACUGAUCGAGCUGACAUAAAAAUGCUAAUUAACCCUCCUCAAGAAAUGGCAAUUUACACUAUACUUAAAGCAGCUAUUGAAGAACUUAUCAAAGUGAAAUUGAUUAUAAAUGUUGAAGAACAUGAUCAAUUUGAUCGUCUUCCUGAUGUUAAUGCUGAACAAAAAGAAAUUCUCAAUACUACACAAAAAUUAUAUCAAAUUUCCAAAGAAAGUGUUGGUUUGAGUGGCCGUGUUCUAAAAAAAAUUACUUUUAUUGCACAUUCUAUUUAUGUAAGACAACCACAAUGUGAUGGUGUUCAUCUGUUUUUGGAGGCUUUGCAUAAAGCAGUUAAGUAUCAAAAAACACAAGAUGCUGGCAUUACUAAAAUAAAAUAAUUAAGUUUUCUUUUAUAUUAUUAUUGUAAAUUACAGUCUAUUUUUAUGAUAAUUUGUAAUUAUAUUCUAAAUAGUUGUGUUUUGAAAAAAAAUUAAAUAUUUAUGAUGCAAAAUAUAAGAAUAAUAAUUUUAUUUAUUA